This is a messenger RNA of Vigna angularis (adzuki bean), 1050 nucleotides long. RefSeq names its product vacuolar iron transporter homolog 4. The transcript has a single exon. Gene Ontology annotation, biological process: intracellular manganese ion homeostasis. The record is from RefSeq and is a predicted model, not a curated record. The coding region runs from base 127 to 792 and encodes 221 amino acids. Gene Ontology annotation, molecular function: manganese ion transmembrane transporter activity; iron ion transmembrane transporter activity. Lineage: Eukaryota; Viridiplantae; Streptophyta; Magnoliopsida; Fabales; Fabaceae. Gene Ontology annotation, cellular component: membrane.
CACUAUAAAUAUUCAUCCCAAGAAGCGUGUGCUCUCCACAAGCUCUUCAUAUAACAUAAUUCUCAUAAAUUUCCUCCUUUUCCAUAUUAAGUAUUUCCCAACUUCAUUUCACCUUUAUCAUCCCACAUGGCCAACCUUGGAGCUAGAACCAAUGGAAUUUCAUCAAACCAAGUUGAGAUCCCUAUCCAUGCAAAUGGUGUGGAGUCAAAACCAAGCGAAGAGAGCAACAUUGACUACUCUCAAAGGGCUCAGUGGCUUCGAGCAGCAGUGUUGGGAGCCAAUGAUGGGUUAGUCUCUGUUGCUUCACUUAUGAUUGGUAUUGGAGCCGUUAAGAAAGAGAUCAGUGCCAUGCUUGUUGCUGGUUUUGCUGGAUUAGUUGCAGGGGCUUGUAGCAUGGCAAUUGGAGAGUUUGUGUCUGUGUACACUCAGUAUGACAUAGAGGUGACUCAGCUUAAAAGGGAGAGAGAGGCUAAUAACAAUGGAGGAAUGGAUGGAGAAUCUGAAAGGGAGAAGCUACCAAACCCUUUUCAGGCUGCAAUGGCAUCAGCACUGGCAUUUUCUGUUGGUGCAUUGGUGCCAAUGCUAGCAGCUGUGUUUAUAAGGAGCCACAAGAUUAGGAUGGGAGUUAUUGGUGGUGCAGUUAGCUUGGCAUUGUUGGUGUUUGGAGGGAUAGGAGCAGUGCUGGGAAAAACUCCAGUGAAGAAAUCUUGUUUGAGGGUGCUGAUUGGAGGUUGGAUGGCCAUGGCCAUAACAUUUGGCCUCACUAAAUUGGCUGGCUUUGCUGAACUUUGAACAUCAUCAGUUAGUACUUGUCAUUUAAGUUGUGGCUUCUUUGUUUAAGGGAAUAAGAGUGUGCUGUCACACUACAUAGCUCUCCUCCCUUUAGGAUAUUAGGAUUCAUUGAGUUUUCUAUGAUGUCUCCGAGCUUUAUUUCAAAUGUUUGCUUUUAGUAUUUCGUGUAGUAUGUGAAACUGUCACAGUGGAAAUAUAUGUAUAAUAUGUGUGUAUUGGUGUCAAUGUACCACUAUGUAUUAAUAUUUGAAGUUAAAU